AUGUCUUCCAAAUCCAUGUGGUUCUUUCUGCAGAUCUCCACCAUGAUGCUGCUCUGUAAAGGUGUGCUGUGGAGCCCGUUCAUGCAGCGGCCGCUGCACAAGAGGAAAGGAGGUCAGGUGCGCUUCUCCAACGAGCAGACCGUGGAGCUGGAGAAGAAGUUCGACACGCAGAAGUACCUGUCCCCCCCCGAGAGGAAACGGCUGGCCAAGAUGCUGCAGCUCAGCGAGAGACAGGUAAAGACUUGGUUUCAGAAUCGACGAGCCAAGUGGCGAAGGCUAAAACAGGAGAAUCCUCACGGCGUGAAGCAGGAGGUGGAGGAUGACUGUGCAGUCGGGAGGAGCAGUAAAGGAGACAACACGUCGGAGCGGGUGGAGGUUCAGAACCUGGAACAAAGACAGACUGGCCCGGCCUCCCAGGUGGAGCAGAGUGGCCACACUCUGACCGUGCAGCAGACCCACACAGACCCGGACUCUGACAUGUUAGAUGACUCAGACCAGGAGCUGGACAUAGAAGAAUAUAACGAGUUCACACUAAACCCUUAA
This is a messenger RNA of Nematolebias whitei (Rio pearlfish), 543 nucleotides long. Its product is annotated as hematopoietically-expressed homeobox protein Hhex. Bases 1 to 543 code for a protein of 180 amino acids. NCBI's taxonomy places the organism in Eukaryota, Metazoa, Chordata, Actinopteri, Cyprinodontiformes, Rivulidae. The transcript has 4 exons. The record is from RefSeq and is a predicted model, not a curated record. Gene Ontology annotation, biological process: cell differentiation; regulation of transcription by RNA polymerase II. Gene Ontology annotation, molecular function: DNA-binding transcription factor activity, RNA polymerase II-specific; RNA polymerase II cis-regulatory region sequence-specific DNA binding.